Messenger RNA from Homalodisca vitripennis (glassy-winged sharpshooter), 997 nucleotides. RefSeq names its product cuticle protein 18.6-like. The transcript is spliced from 2 exons. The record is from RefSeq and is a predicted model, not a curated record. Gene Ontology annotation, cellular component: extracellular matrix. Lineage: Eukaryota; Metazoa; Arthropoda; Insecta; Hemiptera; Cicadellidae. Bases 1 to 969 code for a protein of 322 amino acids.
AUGGUUAUGUCCGUCAUCCCCCAGCACGGCUACGGCCAUGACAACGACCACGGGUUCCACGUGGAGUACAAGGAAGACUACUACGACCCUCACCCCAAGUACAAGUUCGAGUACGGAGUCCACGACAGCCACACUGGUGACAUCAAGAGCCAGAAGGAGGAACGUGACGGGGAUGUGGUGCACGGCAGCUACGAGCUGGUGGAGGCGGACGGUUCCAAGCGCGUCGUCCACUACACAGCUGAUCACCACACUGGCUUUAACGCUGUCGUCCACAGGGAACCCGCCUACCAUGCCCCCGCCCCUGCCUACCACGCUCCAGCCCCUGCCUACCACGCUCCAGCCCCUGCCUACCACGCUCCUGCCCCUGCUUACCACGCUCCUGCCCCUGCUUACCACGCUGCCGCCCCCAGCUACGGAGGACACAACUCACACCAGGAGGAAGCAUACGACACCCACCCCAAGUACUCCUUCUACUACUCUGUCAACGACCCCCACACUUACGACAUCAAGAACCAGCAGGAGGAACGUGAUGGAGACUACGUGAAGGGACAGUACAGUCUGGUCGAGCCUGACGGUGGCCGCCGUACAGUCGAUUACACAGCUGACUCCUACGGCUUCAACGCUCAGGUCCAUAAGGAGGAAGGCAAGGGAGGAUACGCCGCUCCCCACUCGGCUCCCAAACAUUACUCUUCAGCCCCCGUCUACCAUGCGCCAGCACCAGCUUACAACUCCCAUGCAUCUUCUCACUCCUCCGUCUCUGCACACCAUUCUUCUGCACCAGCUCAUCAUUCAGCCCCCGCUUACCACUCCCCAGCCCCCGUUUACCACUCCCCAGCUCCUGCUUACCACUCCCCUGCUCCUGCUUACCACUCCCCAGCACCCUCCUACUCUGCUCCCAAGAACUAUGCCGCUGGUCACGGGUACUCGCAGACUUCAGUCACCUCUCCUCACUACUCUUACUCUUACUAGAGGUUUACCCUUAUAAAGACUAAAUAAU